AUUUUUUUUUUUGCUCGCUUGGCCAGCUCUACCUACAACGCAAUCGACUGAGAGACACUCUCAGCAUACGAUGGGAGAGAAAUCCUCGAUUCCCAUGUCCUGCUCUCAUCCAUGCCCUGGAUGAUUGUAUCCCAUUUACGGCCGACGGCCGCGCGAGCUGAAGCUGUGGCAAGGCGUUGUACCAUUCGGUCACCUUGCGCUGGGCGUCUGGAAUGUGGGUGCUUGGUAGUGACUUUGCGAGGGAUUGGCUUUAUUUCCGCGGAUGAGCCAACGCAACUUGGUGUGUCCAUUGUUGAAGUUAGCAGUCCAACGCCACAGGCGGUCAGGGGCGGUAAUCCACCCGGUACGUCACCGCCGGAUUGGAGGAGCUCGGACCGGACAAAUUGAGCUUUGGGAGAGGCGUCGGGGCGCUCCUGCAACUUGGUAGCAUGUAUUUAAGGGCGAAGCCUGCAGAUGUGGAUACCCAACUAAUCGACGGUAUCCGACAUCUCAGUGGGGCCCAUUAACAUCC
Messenger RNA from Cantharellus anzutake, 511 nucleotides. RefSeq lists its product as uncharacterized. The transcript is spliced from 3 exons. The record is from RefSeq and is a predicted model, not a curated record. Bases 112 to 387 code for a protein of 91 amino acids. NCBI's taxonomy places the organism in Eukaryota, Fungi, Basidiomycota, Agaricomycetes, Cantharellales, Hydnaceae.